Molecule: messenger RNA, 6529 nt
Organism: Amblyraja radiata (thorny skate)
Lineage: Eukaryota; Metazoa; Chordata; Chondrichthyes; Rajiformes; Rajidae
Gene: chd2
Product: chromodomain helicase DNA binding protein 2
Exons: 39
Coding region: 601-6315 (1904 amino acids)
Biological process (GO): nucleosome organization
Cellular component (GO): chromatin; nucleus
Molecular function (GO): ATP hydrolysis activity; ATP-dependent chromatin remodeler activity; histone binding
Source: RefSeq, a predicted model, not a curated record
GGGGAGGAAAAUGUUGCAAUUAUUUCGCAGCGUCGUUGCUGUCAAUCAAAGGGAGCCCGGGCGCCUGUGUGUGAAGAAGCUACAUGGCGGCGGCGGUUGCGUGAGAUUCACUGCACUUCCAGUACACCUAAUGCAACUUUUCACCAACUUCCACCACUGCAAGCCAGACUGCGCCUCCUCUCUGUGCAAAAAAAAAACUCCCAGGCAGGAGUCACCCCAGACCUGGGAUUGCACAGACACCCCAGCACCCCCAAGUGUUUAUAUAUUUUUCUAAAUCACCCUUAUUUUUUUUUUCUCCUCUGUGGCUCUGUGUGUUUGUGAUUUUUUUUUUCCUCUCUUUUUCCGGCAAGCUGGUGUCGUUGUUUUUGAGCUUUGCAGUCAUGGCGCACCUCCAUUUUUGAGCGACUUUUGUGCGCUUUUCCUUUCCACCCCAGUGUAUGGUUUUUUUUAAAAAGCCGGGAUCAAAAAGGAAAAGAAGCGAGACAUGAUUUUUUCCAACUCUUCGACUUUUUGGAGGCUUUGAGAAAAAGAAAGGAAUCGGUUUCGAUUUGGCUAAGUUUUUAGUCGACGGUGCGGGGACUAGCUUGCGCCCAGCUCUACAUGGAACAGAGCUUGUCGGAGUGCGACAAUGGUAUCGAGUGCUUAAACAAUGUGGCUGCUGCGUCAGGGUUUUGCAAGUCGAGCAGCGGGCAGCUGCUGAAUCCGGCGGACUUGCUCGCUCGCCGCGAGUUUGACAGGGCUCCACGGCGCUCCAUCGCUACCCAUCCACGUGUAGCCCAGGACAAAACCGAGCCCCCAAACUCCCCUGGCCCCAACACCAUGUCCAGCGAGGGCAAAGACCCAGAAGACGACGGAUCUGAGCACAGCAAUGCUUCCAGCAACCUGGCCUCUGAAGAAUCCAACCACUCUGCCUCCGGAUCAGAGUCGGGCAGUCAGUCUGAGAGCGAGCAGGGGAGCGAGUCCAACAACAGCAGCUCGGACUCGUCCGGGUCUCAGUCCCAAUCGGAAAGCGAGUCGGCCGGCUCCAAGUUGCAGCAGACUGCCAGCGAGAACAAGGACAAGCCGCUGAGCAAGAAGGAGAGGAUAGCUGAUGUGAAAAAGAUGUGGGAAGAAUACCCAGAUGUGUAUGGGGUUAGGAGGUCAAACCGCAGCAGACAGGAACCGGCUCGACUUAACGCUGGAGCAGAGCAGGAGAGCAGUGAAAAUUCUGAGAAUGAAACUCCGCGGCGACGAGGAAGGAGGAGAGCCACAAAUUGGAAAAAUGCCAAAUCGGAGAUUGAGGAGGAUGAGGAUGAGGAGCUGGAGGAGGACGGUGAUGAGGAGGAGGAGGAGGAGGAUGAUGAUGAUGAGGCCGGCAGUGCAGACAGCGAGCCCGUGAGGAGCGUGCGGGCACGGCGCCCAGUCACCAGAAGACCCAUGGCCAAGACCCGGGGGAAAAGGCAGGCGGCACGGCGGGGAAAGAAGAGGAGGAGGGAUUCGUCCGACGAGGAUGACGAUGAUGAUGACACUCCCAAGCGACAGACACGCAAGUGUGUGAUCAAAAACGUGAGUUAUAAAGAAGAUGAUGAUUUUGAGACUGAUUCAGAUGAUCUCAUCGAAGUUACAGGAGAGCCGGCCCUGGAGGAGAACGACGACAGUGAAACCAUCGAGAAAGUGAUUGACUCCCGCCGUGGGAAAAAAGGAGCCAUCGGUGCCCGAACCACGGUGUAUGCGGUGGAGGCAGAUGGAAAUCCAGGAGCGGACUUUGAUCCGGAGAAAGAUGAGUCGGAGGUGCAAUACCUGAUCAAGUGGAAGGGCUGGUCCUACAUCCACAACACGUGGGAGAGCGAGGAGUCGCUGAAGCAACAGAAAGUGAAGGGGCUGAAGAAGCUGGAGAACUUCAUCAAGAAGGAGGAGGAUAUAAACCAGUGGUUGUCCAAAGCAUCCCCAGAAGACGUUGAGUACUACAACUGUCAGCAGGAGAUGACUCACGAACUCAAUAAGCAAUACCGGAUCGUGGAGAGAGUAAUCGCUAUGAAGACAAGUAAAUCAUCAACCAGCCAUUCUGACAUCUCAUCGCUUUCCUGCCACAAAACCCCGCCGUCCGGCCAGCCCGACUACCUGUGCAAGUGGAUGGGGCUGCCCUACAUAGACUGCAGCUGGGAGGACGGAGCACUUAUUUCCAGAAAUUUCCAGGCCUGCAUCGAUGCCUUCCAUAACCGCCACAGUUCCAAAACUAUUCCCUCAAAAGACUGCAAGGUGUUGAAACAGAGGCCAAGGUUCGUCGCCUUGAAGACACAGCCUUCCUAUAUCGGUAGUGAGGGCUUGGAGUUGAGGGAUUACCAACUUGAGGGUGUGAAUUGGCUCGCUCAUUCCUGGUGCAAGUGCAACAGUGUGAUCCUGGCCGACGAAAUGGGCUUGGGCAAAACCAUCCAGACCAUCUCCUUCCUCUCCAACCUGUUCAACCAACUCACGCUGUAUGGCCCCUUCCUGCUGGUUGUCCCCCUGUCCACCCUGUCGUCCUGGCAGAGAGAGUUUGAGAUCUGGGAGCCCAGCAUGAACGUGGUGGUCUACAUCGGCGACGUGAUGAGCCGCAGCACGAUCAGAGAAUACGACUGGACACAUCCUCAGACAAAACGGCUGAAGUUUAACGUCCUGAUAACAACAUACGAGAUCUUGCUGAAGGACAAGAACGUGCUGGGGAAUAUAAACUGGGCGUUCCUGGGCGUUGAUGAAGCCCACCGGCUGAAGAACGACGACUCGCUGCUCUACCGCACGCUGAUCGACUUCCGCUCCAACCACCGCAUGCUGAUCACUGGCACGCCGCUGCAGAACUCGCUGAAGGAGCUCUGGUCACUCCUGCACUUCAUCAUGCCUGAAAAGUUUCAUUCCUGGGAGGACUUUGAAGAAGAGCACGGCAAAGGGCGGGAGAAUGGAUUCCAGAGCCUGCACCGGGUCCUGGAGCCCUUCCUGCUGCGGCGCGUGAAGAAAGACGUCGAGAAAUCCCUCCCUGCCAAAGUUGAACAGAUUCUACGGGUGGAGAUGUCAGCCUCACAGAAGCAGUAUUACAAGUGGAUAUUGACCAGGAACUACAGGGCCCUCACCAGGGGCUGCAGGGGGUCCUCCUCGAGCUUCCUGAACAUUAUGAUGGAGCUGAAGAAAUGCUGCAAUCACUGCUACCUGGUCAAGCCGUGCGAGGAUAACGAUAUGCUAACCAGCCUGGAGUUGUUGCACAACCUGAUCAAGAGCAGUGGCAAGCUGAUCCUGCUGGAUAAGUUGAUGAUCAGGCUCCGUGAGCGUGGAAACCGGGUACUCAUCUUCUCACAGAUGGUCCGCAUGUUGGAUAUCCUCGCCGAGUACAUGACCAUUAAACACUACCCCUUCCAGCGUUUAGAUGGCUCUAUAAAAGGGGAAUUAAGAAAACAAGCCUUGGAUCACUUCAACGCAGAAGCAUCUGAGGAUUUCUGCUUCCUGCUCUCCACAAGAGCAGGGGGGCUCGGGAUUAACUUGGCCUCCGCCGACACUGUCAUCAUCUUCGACUCUGACUGGAAUCCACAGAAUGAUUUGCAAGCACAGGCCCGUGCUCACAGGAUAGGCCAAAAGAAACAGGUGAAUAUUUACCGGCUGGUUACAAAAGGGACGGUGGAAGAAGACAUCAUUGAGCGAGCCAAGAAGAAGAUGGUCCUAGAUCACCUUGUUAUCCAAAGGAUGGACACGACGGGCAGGACAGUGUUGGACAGCUCAGCCCGCCCCUCACACUCAACACCGUUCAACAAGGAGGAGCUGUCGGCCAUCUUGAAGUUUGGAGCUGAGGAGCUGUUCAAGGAGGCGGAGGGCGAGGAAUCUGAGCCGCAGGAAAUGGACAUUGACGAGAUCCUGAGACUUGCCGAAACGAGAGAGAAUGAGCAAUCCGUGAGUCCGACAGACGAGCUGCUCUCCCAGUUCAAGGUGGCAAACUUCACCACCAUGGAGAACCAACCCGAGGUGGAUGAGAAGCAAAUCAAGGAAUGGGAUGACAUCAUCCCGGGGGAGCAGCGGAAAAAGAUUGAAGAAGAGGCUCGGCAGAAGGAGCUGGAGGACAUCUACAUGCUCCCCAGAAGCAGGAGUUCAACCAAGAAGGCUCGGGCCAACGGCAGUGAUUCUGACGCCGGGUCGCGGAGGCGGCGGCAGCGGUCUUCGGGGUCGGAGAGCGAAACGGAGGAGAGCGACGACGGGGAGAAGCGGCCCAAGCGAAGAGGCCGCCCUCGGACGGUGCGCAGGGACAUGGUUGACGGCUUCACCGACGCUGAGAUCAGGAGGUUUAUCAAAAGUUACAAGAAGUUUGGUGCUCCUCUAGAACGGCUCGAGGGUAUAGCACGCGAUGCUGAGCUCGUGGACAAGUCCAUCGCGGACCUACAACGACUGGGCGAACUCAUACACAACGGCUGUGUGAUGGCUGUCAAAGAGUUUGAGGAACAGCUGAAGGAAAACCCAGGCCUGGAGGGGAAGGGGCCGGGGAAAAAGAGGGGUCCAACCAUCAAGGUUUCGGGAGUCCAGGUCAACGUUCGGUCAAUUCUCAUUCACGAGGACGAAUUUGAGGCUCUGCAUAAAACCAUUCCUCUCGACCCUGAGGAAAGGAAGAAGUUCCGCUUGAGCUGCCACGCCAAGGCAGUGCAUUUCGACACAGAUUGGGGUGUGGAGGAGGAUUCCAAUUUGCUGAUAGGGAUCUAUGAGUGUGGUUAUAGCAACUGGGAGCAGAUAAAAAUGGACCCAGAACUACAGCUUACCAAUAAGAUUCUCCCUGUUAAUCCAGAUCACAAGCCACAGGCCAAGCACCUGCAGUCACGGGCCGAUUACCUGAUCAGGCUGCUGAAGAAAGACAUGAUCAAGAAGGCCGGAAUUAAACAGGAGAAGGAGUCCAAACCAAAGAAGCGGAAGCCCAGAGUGAAGAAGGAGAACAAGGCACCCAAGCUGAAGGAUGAGUGUGGCAACGAUAUCUCCUCGCCCCGGCUCUCUGACAAUGCUUCGGAAGAGGAUGGUGAGCUGAAGGACGGCAGUUUGGAACGAACGCCCAUGAAGAAGAAGCUGAAGAAGAAAGACAACAAGGAGAACAAGGAGAAGGGAGAUGUUAAGAAGGACAAGGAUGGGCAGAAGGGGAAAAAGAAGGCCAAGGCCAAGAAGGACAAGCUGAAAGCGGACGCGAAGGACAAGUUGCGCAAGUCUGUUGCCAAGGGCCCGGUGCACAUUACGGCUGGCAACGACCCCGUACCUAUCGGGGAGGAGGGAGAGGAUGAGUUGGACCAGGAGACAUUCAGCAUCUGCAAGGAGAGGAUGCGGCCGGUGAAGAAGGCUCUGAAGCAGCUGGACAAGCCGGAGGAGGGGCUGUCGGAGAAGGAACAGCUGCAGCACACGCGCAGCUGCCUGCUGAAGAUCGGCGACCGCAUCACCGACUGCUUGAAGGCCUACAGUGACUCCGAGCACGUCAAGAUCUGGAGAAGAAAUCUCUGGAUUUUUGUCUCCAAGUUCACCGAGUUUGACGCCCGGAAGCUACACAAGCUGUACAAGUUGGCACAGAAACGGCGAUCCCAGGAAGAGGAGGAGCAGAAGAAGAAGGGGAAUAAUUCGGAGAGCAGGCGUCAGUUCAAGCCGGAGCCAUCGGGGUCGAGUCGGGACUCCAUGAACUCUCAGUCACACAUGCAGCAUGGACCUCACGGCCCGCACCUGCUGCCACCCCACCACCAACACCCGCAUCACCGAGACCCCUACCCCCAGCACAACAAGCGCCCCUUCAACAACGCAGAUCGAGACGAUCGCCAGAGGGAGCGGAUGUACAACUACAACAGCCAGCACUGGCCCUCCGAGCGGCACCACCCCUACGACCAGCACCGAUACAAGGACCACCACUUUGACGACCGGCGGCCACACGGAGAUCCCCACCGGAAUUCCGGCAAUUACCGGCCUAACAACCUGCACCGCAAGCGGCCGUAUAACCAGUACGACGACGAGCGCGACCAUCGAGGUCACCGCGACUAUUACGACAGGCGCCACCAGGACAUGAAACGUCGCCGGUCUGAUGAGUUUCGACCUCAGGACCACCACAACCUCGGGCACCAACAAGACUUCCGCCGCUUGCCCGAUCACAGAGGUCCCGGAGCCUACCACAGCCAAGGGCCUUCUGAACACUACCGACCCUUUCACAUGGAGAAGCCCAUGGAGCACAAGACCCUCUCCUCAGAACACCGCUCGCCCCUCUCCCAGAAAUCGCCGCACGAUUCGAGGUCGCCGCACGAUCACAGGUCCCCACUCGACCGCUCGCUGGACACUCCCGACUACAACUGGAACGCGAGGAAAACGUAGAGCCCCGCCUGGCCCCAGGGGGAAACAAGGAAACUGCUCCACUCUUCCGUCAAUCAUGCUGAAGUGGAACCCUCACGUGUAUCCCUUUUCUCACAAGACACACCCACAUGUACACACUUGCAAAUACACACACACACACACACAUACACAUGUACACACACCCACAUGCACACACUCGCAAAUACACACACACACGCAUAAACACAUACACAUG